AUGGCAGAGCACCUCAACGCAAGAUCCAUCUACGCCUGCAUUCGCACCUGUCGCUCCUUCUACCGCUCCUUCGUCCCUCGCCUCUGGUCUGACCUGAGCGUCAAGCAAUACAAGCGUGAACCAAUAAACGCAGACCUUGUCCGAGCCAACACCCACCUCGUCGAGGCCAUCAGCUACUCCUCAACCCUCACGGACGACUACUACACCAUCGUCUAUCCUCGCCUGCACACCCUACGAUUCGACACAGUUUACGCGGAAGGGAAUGUGCCCACCAACCUACAAGUUACGCCGCUUCAGAAGGUCGAGUUUGCUCGCCAUCAUCCAUCUAUCAGGAAAUUGAUCUACCAUCACAAGGACACUCUACCAAGGGAGUUCUGGGAGGUUGUUGAGACAGAAUGGACAGAGCUAGAGUCUUUGGAGAUGUCUGGUAAUGUCGAGGCCGAUGCUGUGGACCCCUUUUGGAGGGCAUGUGAUCGAGCCAAGACCCUUUACUUUUCCCAUCUGUACCUCCCCGAGAGCGUUCCUAUCCUGUCGACACUAUCUUUUCAGCGUCUCCAGGACUUGAGGAUCAAGAAGUAUCCUUGGCAGAAAUGGACUCCUCACAGGAUGUGGCCCAUGCAACUGCUGGAGCAGGUCAGGAGUUCAGAGAGACUCCAGCGUUUGGCGUGGGAUGUCAAUGACGUUGCCUUUCCUGCCCGGAUGAUCAUGGACGCAUUUGCAGAGGAUUGUUGGCCGGACUUACAACAGCUCAUCAUAGGCGACACGACUUGUUCUGAUCAGGACUUGGCAGGAGUCCUUGGAGCAGUGACGUCCCGGAGGUUAACUGUCUUUGAGUAUGCGAACGGCAAGCUCGGACCGUUGACAUACAAGUGCUUACAGGAGCGGUACUUUAGGCACUUAAAAGAUUUGAACCUUGGGAAGUGUACUGGCGUGACAAGCGCGAUGGCUCAGGAGAUCCUCAUGGAGUGCACACAACUUGUCGACUUUGAUGCCCCCCACAUCUUUGUCCGAGAUAUCGUCAAGGCGUCGAAACCAUGGGGCUGUUCAAAGAUCCAGACUCUGGUGAUAUACAUCGCCAAGCAACCGGAUGACGAGGCAGGAUGGGAUGGCCUCGUCUUUGAGCAGAUUUCAAAGUUGCGCUGGCUACAGAGUCUGGACUUGCAACGGGAUCCCCAUUGCUCGUACUUUGAGGAAGAGUCCCGACCGGAAGAAAUCACGGAUCUGGCGACACUGGACUUUCGACUCGACGCUCGAUCGAAAACAGUCGCCGACGACCACAGCGGAGGAAAUGAAAGAGGUGGUGUCGCCGAUAUUAGGUGCUGGUCAAGUUUGGUGCAAUUGAAGGAGUUAUCGUUUGAUGGCGACCGACAGGCACUAGGGAUGGACGAGCUUGUGUGGAUGACGGAGCAUUGGAGAGACCUGUGGUGUAUAUGUGGGGGGUUCAAGGGGAUUGUGAGCCCUGAAGACUGCAUCAGACGGGAUCAUCUUUGCCUCCAGUCGGGCCUGUGGAUCUUUGACUAG
This is a messenger RNA of Linnemannia hyalina, 1521 nucleotides long. The record is from the annotation of a GenBank genome assembly. NCBI's taxonomy places the organism in Eukaryota, Fungi, Mortierellomycota, Mortierellomycetes, Mortierellales, Mortierellaceae.